Molecule: messenger RNA, 186 nt
Organism: Trichobilharzia regenti
Lineage: Eukaryota; Metazoa; Platyhelminthes; Trematoda; Strigeidida; Schistosomatidae
Source: the annotation of a GenBank genome assembly
AUGCUUCAAGCAUCUGAUGUCCAUUCUCUUGCUUUGUCCAAAAUAAUUAAACCGGACAAAAAGCCGGUGACACCAUUAGAAGAAGAAAUAGCGCAGGCUAUCAUAGAUCUGCAAAUUCACGAUGAUUGGUCCGACACGAUGAAACUCUUGUACUUUUGUGAAGCAAAGGUUGGUUCUCUAUGUUAG